AUGGCCGAGUCCAUUAUGGCGCUUUUGGGACAGAAUCCUACGACAGGUAUUGCAGUGGGUGGUGCAUUAGUAGUUGCAGCAGUUGGUCUGACAGCGGCCAAGGUGCUGAGUAGUGGAAAGACUUCGAUCUCAGAGACGACGACGGUUCCUAAGAAGAAGAAGAAGAACAAGAGCAAGAAGAAGACGGUGGAGACUCCUGCUGCUGCUCCUGCUGCUGCUGCUGAUGAUGAUGAUGAUGUUCCUGUUGCUGCUGCUUUGGAAGAAAAGAAGAGCGCGUCAUCAAUCAAUUUGGAGGAGUUUGUGGAUGACGGGCCGGAUUCCGAGGAAGAAGAGGCUAUUCGUGCUGAGAGGCGUAAACUUAAGCUCAAACAGAAGAAGAAAAAUGCCAAAGCCAAGCAGCGCGCGUCGGUGAGCUCGACUAGCAAGCCUACAGUGGAGACGGACAAGGAGAAGGAGAAGAAAAAGGCGGCGGCUGUUGCUCUUAAGCAGGAUGCUGACGAUGGAUGGGAAACGGUUGUCAGCAAGAAGAAGGCUGCUAAGGCCAAGCAACAGUAG
Messenger RNA from Peronospora farinosa, 555 nucleotides. Lineage: Eukaryota; Oomycota; Peronosporomycetes; Peronosporales; Peronosporaceae. The record is from the annotation of a GenBank genome assembly.